This is a messenger RNA of Apiotrichum porosum, 501 nucleotides long. RefSeq lists its product as uncharacterized. Bases 1 to 501 code for a protein of 166 amino acids. The transcript has 4 exons. Lineage: Eukaryota; Fungi; Basidiomycota; Tremellomycetes; Trichosporonales; Trichosporonaceae. The record is from RefSeq and is a predicted model, not a curated record.
AUGCCCAAAGUAUUCACCCGCGCCAUCGUCUCGUCCUCGGACCAGGCGAGUGCCACCCAGUCUUCGCGCGCAGUCCUGCGCUCAUACUACUGCCUGUGCGGAGACUUCCUCCUCGUGAUCCAGGGCAAGCUCGACCGGCUCCCGCGGAGAAAGACCGACGGGGCGUACAUUAUUCGCUCGCAGCCUGGGGCCAAGGCCCCCGCACGCAAGUUCAAGCUCAACGCGCAACCGGGUCAGCGGGUCACGGUCAAGCGCAAGGGGUCGGACAACUUGGAGAUCCGGCAGCCGUUUGUGUGUUCGAGGUGCAAGACGCCUGUCGCGUACCAGGUCCCACCGCCGCCAGCGGGCUCAGGACCGUUCGUUUACAUCAUCAAGGGGGCAAUGACCGAGCUGCAAGGAAGGGUCCCGCCCGACGCGUUCGAGGGUGAAGCAGAGCUUGAGAAGGAGGCGGCGGCCGAGGAGAAGAAGAAGAACGCAGCAGCGGCUGCAGACAAGAAGUGA